UGUCUGGCGAGAUCCUUACUGCGGUCGCCUAAAGUGAUGCUGCUGGAUGAAGCAACGGCGUCCAUUGACUACAAGUCAGACACCAAGCUACAGCAGACAAUCAGGGAAGAAUUUUCGGGCAGCACAGUUUUGACCAUUGCCCAUAGGCUACGGUCAAUUAUCGACUACGAUAAAAUUCUGGUGAUGGACAUCGACUACGAUAAAAUUCUGGUGAUGGACGCAGGAGAAGUCAAGGAGUACGAUCACCCAUAUUCGCUUCUGUUGAACAAGAACAGUAUUUUCUACAGUAUGUGCGAGGACAGUGGAGAACUGGAGUCGCUAUUCCAGCUUGCGAAAGAGUCCCUCGAAAAGAAGCUCAAUUCCAAAUAA
Molecule: messenger RNA, 369 nt
Organism: Lachancea lanzarotensis
Lineage: Eukaryota; Fungi; Ascomycota; Saccharomycetes; Saccharomycetales; Saccharomycetaceae
Source: the annotation of a RefSeq genome assembly